AUGUCCAAGCCGACAGUAUCGUUCGCAGAUGUAAUCAGCCAUUCCCGACGCUUCCUACCAUGGCACGCGAACGUGGCGUCACUGCAAGAGACGACGGGCGCCGAAUGGAUAGAAGAGAAAAAGGCCGAGCUGAUCUCGGUAAAUGUCACUGGUGUUCUACUCGCCGGCGUUGGAAGCAGUGCCUUCUCGUGGCCAGUCAUUGAAUCGGCCCCGUGGACGACUCAAGCUGCAUUAUACGCAUCUCUAAUCACAGCCAUGAUUGCCGUUAGCAGUGGAACACAGCAAUACGUGACUUUGUCUCGCAUCCGCGGAGAGCGUCUACGAGUCUUCCAAGCCUUGCUUAGGGGAGACAAGGCUGUCCAAAGCCAUCAUCUUUACGUUUGGCAAAUGCCAAUCAUGCUGCUCUCAUUCAGUAUAUGGUACUUGCUGAUCGGUCUCCUGAUCUUGAUAUACGCUCGUGCCGCCGCGUCAUCUGCAUGGGGCCCCGAUGCGAAGAUUGCUGUCGUCAGUGGCCUUGCUACCAUCUUCGCUUUUGGCAACUACCUGAUCGGGGCAGCCACGGUCUAUCGCCUCAAUGCGCAUCUGUACUCAGGCAAACACAAUAUUUCGGUAGACCCCCCAGUAGUUCAGACCAGUGCUAGCUGGCCGUAG
Alternaria burnsii is the source of this 651-nucleotide messenger RNA. RefSeq lists its product as uncharacterized. The transcript is spliced from 3 exons. The record is from RefSeq and is a predicted model, not a curated record. The coding region runs from base 1 to 651 and encodes 216 amino acids. NCBI's taxonomy places the organism in Eukaryota, Fungi, Ascomycota, Dothideomycetes, Pleosporales, Pleosporaceae.